AUGAAUUUGAUUUCAUCAUUUAUUUUUGUUGCUUUACUAACAACUCCUUGUUUUUAGAAAUGCAGUUCAAAGAUGGAUGCAUUGACUAUCUAUGCUACAAAAGAUGAACAGUUGAAUUGGAAUUUAGUUGAUGAAUUUUUUAAUGGAUAAGGGUUAACAUUCUCAUUAAGUGAUACCCAACAGAACCAAUUCAAGAUAAUAGAACCUGUAGAGAACACAGGUGGUUCUGCUUUAUAUUCAUAAGGUAUUUUAAAGUUAAAAUGAGUUAGCUGCCACAAAGAUUGUAUCAUCAAGAGCAUUAAAGUCAAAUAAAUAUUGGGUGAAUUCAUUUGUGUUUUUAAAUAAGGGAACGACAUAAAUAACAUUAGGAAUAGCAGAAGGGUAUAUAUAUAAUAAUUAUAAUAGUGAGGCAGCUUAGAAUGUGAUAGCUCCAAAAUUUGAUGAGGUCAUAAUCUUGAAUUAGAUUGAAGAUGGAUUAGAUUGUUAUGAUUUGGAAUAUAUAGCUGAUAAGACCUUUAUAGUAGAUUGUUCAAAGAUUGUUAAAGGUGUUGCUCAUAAUGUUUUAUAUUAUGUGAAUAAUGGAGAUUCUUAUGAAUAUUUGAUAGAGGAAGCAUUAGUGAAAGCAAAUCAUGGCCGUUUAUUAGGAUCAUAUAAAGUAAAAGGAUAAGGUGGAAAAGAAUUCAGAUAUUUAGUAAGAGCAACUCCAUCAUAUUCAAUUUUACAAGAUGGAUCUUUAAGUGGAGACUCAUUGUUAGAAGUGUUCUUAUUGAAUGAUAAAGGUUAACCAUCAAAUACAGGAUAUGUUUUAGAUGGAGUUACUAUGUCUUGGUUAUUGAAUAAAUAAUAUGAUUUUGAAUUUAAUAUAGUGGAUAUGAAAGUGUUAGAGAAUGGAGAUAUUUAUUUAUUGGAUGCAUAAUAUGGUAUAUUUAUAGUAAAUUUUAUUCCAAAUGGUACAUUUUCAUUGAAGAAAUAAAUUGAUACAGGAAUGGGUUUUGCUUAUGCAUUUGAUAGAAACAUCUUUUUGAGAAGGGAUGGCACUUAUACUGAGAAUAUAGCUGUAUUAGGAUAUGGUUUUGUAGAAUUGAUUGUAAAUGGUUAAUUGAUUUCAGAAUACAAAUUGCCUGAAGGAGUUCAUUAUACAUUCCCAGCAAAUAUUGAUUUAUCAUAAGAAUUUAUAGUUGUUAGACAUGAUGAUGCAACUUAUCUUUUUGAUAUAGAUGCAAAAUCAAAAGAUUUAUUACAAUUAUAAGUAAUUCCAUAAACUAAUUAUGUUAUGAUUAAUCCAUUCUUACCUGAUAUGAUAGUAUUAACAUUGGAUAGAGCUUAUAGAUAUACAUUAUCAUAAGGAUAUUUAUAAUAUAAAGGUUAUGAUAAUGUAUAAGAAAAGAAGAUGAUUGAAAUUAUUGCAACAAGUGUUGAUCAAACUUGUAAAGUUCAACUUACAUAUUAAAUAAUUGAAAGUGAUGAUAAAUAACUAUAUAAAUAUAGUGAUACACUUACUCCAUUCCCAAGUUAAAUAACAGAAGAUACUGAACCAUUUUAAUUGAAUGUAUUAACUAGUGGUCCAAAUGAAUAAUAUAAAUAGAUAGUAGAAUUGAAAGAUGAUAAAACUGCAGUUUCAGUUUCAUUAAAAACCUAUUGGGAAUUGAAAUUUGCUUAAGAUUUAUAAAAGGAUUUAUAAUUCCAUGAUGUUUUAGUUGGAACACAAUCAUCAUAUUUCUUUUUAGCUCAAUAAAAUAAGGAUGGAAAAUUAACAAUUCUCAAAGCUACUCAUGAUUCAAUCUUUAAUGGUGAUGCUACUUAUGUGAAAAUAUUUGAUAAUGUGAAUAUAGGUACUAAAUUGACUAAAUCAACAUUCUAAAUGUGGGAAUGUGAAUGUCCCAAAUUCCACUUUGCUUAUGUUGAAAAUAAUAAAGUUAAUCUUAAAGUAUUCUCUGAUAAUUAAGUCAAAGAAGUUAAUACUAUUCCAUUUGAAAAUGGUGUUAGCAUAUUAUUCUUAAAGAAUAAUCUAUUAUUACUUUAAAAUGGCACUGUUCAUGCAUAUACAGAACAUGGUGAUUUUGUUAAAUCUGUUGAUUUAGAUUUAUUAGUAGAAUAAGGUUACAAAGGAACAUGGGCACCUAAGAAGAUAUUUGGUAAUAGAAAAUUAAGAGAAAAUCUUAUAUUUGUAGUACAUGAAGAUCAUAUCACUCUCUUAGAUUUCCAUACAUCAUUUACAUUCAUUAAAUAAAUUGCCAUAGAUCAAUCUGAUAAUAUUGAAAUUGCUAUAGGUGCUGAAACAUUCUUUGUUGUAACUAAUGAAAUUGUAGAAUAUGAUUUUGAUAGAUUAAACAAUAUUUUCAAGACUAAAGUAGUCUAAUUAUAUGACUUUGAAUUAGUAUAACCUCUAUUAGGUGAUUUCUGUUCAGACACAGGUUAUCUCUUUGUUGUUGCUAAAACUAAGACUUAAGAAAUUAAUGAAGAUGUUAAUAAAUAUCACAUUUUAGUUAUCUAACCUAAUACACUUUAACAUGAAGCAUUAUUUUAAGCUUUACCUGUUGAGGAUCCAUAAUUAAUUUCAACAUAAGGUACCUCAUCUUAAAUGUAUGUCUAUCUUCAAACCAAAACUUCAGCUUAAGUAUACUCUAUGUUAACAAAUCCUGUUUUAAUUGUUGAACCAUCUAUCAAUGAUCCAUAAUUUGCUGCAUCAGUAGAUGUUUAACUUGAAAUUUAUAAUUUUGAGGGUUCACCUUCUAUUAAUAUUAAAUAAGCUAUCAAAGUUAUUAAUACAUAAACUAAAGUAUAUAUUGAUAAAACCAAAUUCAAAGCAAAUUCAAUUGAAAUAGAUUCUAAAGAUUAUGUUAAAAAAGAAAUGUUAUUAGGAAAUGAUUGGUAUAGUGGUUAAAUCUCUGGAUUCCAAAUCACUUGUGACUAAUGUAAUAAAGCUGAAAAUGGAAUUCAUCUUACAUAAACAGUUGAAAAAGCUAAUGUUUAAUUUUAUAAACCUUAUAAAAUUAGAUCAAUUAAUAAUAAUAUUGCUUAAGCUAUUGAUGCUUUAAUUUUCUUAAAUGAUGAUGAUACUUAAAAUGCUAUUUUACCUUUAGAUUUACCUACUGAAAAUUAUUAAUGUUAUUCAUCUACAUAAUCAACUAAUUACAUUUUAAGUUUAUGUCAUGAUGGUGAUUAAUACACUGUUUAUGCUACAAGUGGUGCUAGUUUAACAGGUUGGUUCCCUGUUGGUGAAAUAUUUAAAUUAAAUAAAUAAACUAAAAAAAUAGAAUUACUUCAAAAUGACUAUUUAAUUGUUUUAGAUAAUGAAUCAUUUAUAAUUUCUAAAAUCAACAUGGAAAAUUGGGUAUUAGAUGAAGAAUAUGUAAUCAAUUUAAAUGAAAUUUAACUAAAAUAUGAAGAUCUUUUAACAUUUACACCUAAUGAUUUCCUUGUCACAGCAGUAAAUAAAGUUGAUGAUAUUCAAUAUUAUAAAGUACUUAUUACAAGUGGAGAAGGUAUUUUCUUUUAAGAUUUCUAUUUCUAAAAUUCAAAUUUAGUAGCAGUCAAUUUAGAAUAUGUUAAUUUAUCAGUUGAAUUAUAAAAAAUACAAUAAUAUGCCAUAAGUUCUACUUAAUAUUUAUUAGUCAAAGAAUUAAAAUCAUUUGAUGCUAAUACAUUGAAUGUUUUCAUAUAAACUAGUAAUGUUGUUAAUUAUGGUUUGAAAAUUAAAUUGGCUUAAAAGGAAGGAUAAUAAUAUUUGACAUAUUCAAGUUUAGAAAGCUAAUUCUCAUUGAAUAGAUAUGGUAAUUGGAAUAUUGUUAGAAGUGUGGCUGUGUCUAAGACUCAUGCUGCAAUUCCAUAUUAAAAUUAAGACAAGAUUGUUGUAGCAAUUUAUCCAAUCAAUGAAUCAACAAAACCAACUACAGCAAUUGGAAGUUUCAAUUUCAUUGCAGAUGCUUCAACAUUUAACCCAUUAAAUUUCGGAUUAUUCUAUAGAAAUGAAAAAUUAUAUGCUAAUUCACCAUCUAGUGAUACUGAAUAAUAUAAAUUAAAUGCAGAACCUUAUUUAACCUUCACAUAAUCAGCUGAUUCUCCAUUAAAAUCAGAAAAAAUAGUCAUUAAAGUUGGAAACGAUUUUAAUUGGUCAUAAGUUGAUUUUGAUUUGAAGAUAACUGUUAAACCAGAUCCUGUACCUCCUAAUCCCCCUGGUCCUGAACCUGAGCCUGAAGAAAGGUAUAAACUUAUAAUUAUAAUAGUUCCAAAUUAUGGUGGAUCAUAUUGAUAAUUGUUGGAGGAGUAAUAUUCCUUUUAGGUAUAGGAUAUGUUGUUUAUCGUAUGAAAAAAAAUAAGAAGGUUGAUGAUGAUUAUGAUGCUAUGGCUUGAGAUAUUGU
Messenger RNA from Paramecium pentaurelia, 4361 nucleotides. The record is from the annotation of a GenBank genome assembly. NCBI's taxonomy places the organism in Eukaryota, Ciliophora, Oligohymenophorea, Peniculida, Parameciidae.